Molecule: messenger RNA, 8575 nt
Organism: Prinia subflava (tawny-flanked prinia)
Lineage: Eukaryota; Metazoa; Chordata; Aves; Passeriformes; Cisticolidae
Gene: SLC15A1
Product: solute carrier family 15 member 1
Exons: 23
Coding region: 178-2532 (784 amino acids)
Biological process (GO): dipeptide import across plasma membrane
Cellular component (GO): plasma membrane
Molecular function (GO): dipeptide transmembrane transporter activity
Source: RefSeq, a predicted model, not a curated record
CAGCAGUGCAGAGGGCUCGGUUCAGCUGGUGGCACAGUCUCGGCGCUUCCUGACGGCCGGAGAGCGAGGCAAGCCCCAGCAGCAGGUGACAGCCGUCGUUUGGCAGCCGUAAGGGGAGCGGCUGCGGGGAGGAGCCCUGGGGCUCCCUGGGGCGCUGCCCUCGGGCACCCCGGGCCGAUGGCGGCGGGUCAAGGCCGGGUGAGCCCCGGGAGGGUUCCCGGCCACGGGGACCCGCUCCCCGCCCCGCCACCUGCGCGGCGCCGCCCCGCACACCCAGGGCCAGGCGGGGCCCCGCCGCCGCCCUUAAAGCCCGGCCGCCCCCGGCGACUUCCUUCCCUCUUUCCCUGCCUUCCUCCUGACUUUCAGCCCCAAGCGCUCCGGCGAGACCGCGCCGCCGACAUGGGUGGAAAAACUAUUGGCAAGUCGGUGCUCUGCCUUGGCUUCCCUUUGAGCAUCUUCUUCAUCGUCAUCAAUGAGUUCUGUGAGCGGUUCUCCUACUAUGGCAUGAAAGCUGUGCUUACUUUGUAUUUCACACGUUUCCUGCACUGGGAUAACAAUUUUGCCACUGCCAUCUACCACACCUUUGUUGCUCUGUGUUACUUGACGCCGAUCCUUGGAGCAAUCAUUGCAGACUCCUGGCUGGGAAAGUUUAGGACCAUUCUCUACCUGUCCAUUAUCUAUGCGAUUGGGCAGACAGUGCUGUCUGUGGGCUCCAUAAAUGACCUGACAGAUCACAACCAGGAUGGCUCUCCUGAUAAGAUAGCAGUGAACAUUGCUCUGUCCAUGGUUGGCUUGGUCCUUAUUGCCCUUGGUACUGGGGGGAUCAAACCUUGUGUGUCAGCAUUUGGUGGAGAUCAGUUUGAAGAUGAUCAGGAAAAGCAAAGAAGUACCUUCUUUUCCCUUUUCUAUUUGUCCAUUAAUGCUGGAAGUCUCUUAUCUACUCUCAUCACUCCAACUCUCAGAGCUACGGAGUGUGGAAUUCAUACCAAACAGGAAUGUUACCCACUUGCUUUUGGAGUUCCUGCGAUCCUCAUGGCUGUUGCCUUGGUUGUGUUCGUAAUUGGAAGCAAAAUGUACAAGAAAGUUAAACCACAAGGAAAUGUAAUGCUUGAAGUUUCCAAAUGUGUUGGAUUUGCCAUCAAAAACAGGUUUCGUCAUCGCAGCAAAGAGUUCCCCAAGAGAGAGCACUGGUUGGACUGGGCAAGUGAGAAGUAUGAUAAACGACUGAUUGCUCAGACAAAGAUGGUGUUGAGAGUGCUUUUCCUUUACAUCCCCCUCCCCAUGUUCUGGGCAGUUUUUGACCAGCAGGGGUCAAGAUGGACACUGCAAGCCACAGCAAUGAAUGGGAAUUUUGGUUUUCAUGUUCAACCAGACCAAAUGCAGAUUGUGAAUCCAAUCCUGAUUGUUCUAAUGGUCCCGAUUGUAGAUUCUUUGCUUUAUCCUUUAAUCAAGAAAUGCAAGCUGAAUUUUACGCCCCUGAAAAGGAUGACUGUGGGGAUGUUCCUGGGCUCUAUGGCUUUUGUUGCUGCUGCCCUUGUGCAAGUGCAAAUAGAUAAAACCUAUCCAGUUUUCCCUGCAGCUGGGCAAUCUCAAAUCCAAUUAAUAAAUCUGGGUAGUGUUCCUAUAACAGUUCAGUUCCAGCCUCAACUUCAGAGUGUGGAUAUACAACCUAAGGAGACGACUGGCUACAUGACAUUUGAGACUUCUAAGCUGCAAUCAGUAGAGAUAAUUACUCCAACUCGAAAUGAAUCGGUGCCUUUGAGGCUGCUAAAGGGAGAACGUUAUACUUUGCCAUUAAAAUGGACUCCACUAGGCAUCUAUUUUGAUUUGAUACAGGACAACAUCACAUCAAAACCAACAAGCGGAAAAAGUGUCGUCAGGUUCAUAAACAAUCUCCCUUAUACUGUCAAUGUUACUAUGGGUGACAUGACUUUUGGACUAGUGGAUCCUUUUUCUGUCACUAAUUACACUGAUGUUCCAAAACCAGACUGGGUAUAUAUCAUUAGUGCUUCAUUGCCUCUGAACUAUUGUGGAGUUGUUUCAAAGAGAUUUGGAUAUGGCGGUGCCUAUACCAUUUCAAUUGAUAGUUGUGUUCAACAUGAACUUUACAUAAAAUACUUUGAAGACAUGGCACCAAAUACAGUCCAUAUGGCUUGGCAGAUCCCUCAGUAUUUUCUUCUUACAUGUGCAGAAGUACUGUUCUCUGUCACUGGGCUGGAGUUUUCAUACUCACAGGCCCCGUCUAACAUGAAGGCAGUGCUGCAGGCAGGAUGGCUGCUAACUGUGGCUGUUGGUAACAUAAUUGUCAUUAUUGUGGCUGGGGUAUCCACAAUCAAAAAGCAGUGGGCUGAGUAUGUGCUGUUUGCUGCCCUGCUGUUGGUAGUUUGCAUCAUUUUUGCUAUCAUGGCUUCUUUUUAUACCUAUAUUGAUCCAAAUGAGAUUGAAGCCCAGUUCAGCAAGGAAGAAAAGGAAGAAGACAAGAAGGAUCACUAUGACAAUGAAAAGGAAGCUGAAGCAGAUUCUCGAAUGUAAAAGCUGUAUUCAAGAAGUGUCUUUCAAUUAUGGAAAUCCCAUUCACUCUGCUGCAGUCAGAGGAAUCAGGGUAUCAGUAAUGACAUCUCUGGAUUACAUAUCUGGUGGGAGACAUUAAGCAAAACUGUUUUAAGUUAAAGUGCAGCCUCUCUAGGGAAGCAAUAGAAAAAUAGUCUCUCUCUUGUACUGAAUGUGGUAUCCUGAAGAAACUCCAGCACGAUUUGCACUCAACGUACCUCAUUCUUAAAUAUUAUAGCAUUAAAAUAUUGAAAUUAGACUUGGAACUACUGAACCCUUUGAAAAGAUGUAUUUUUAUACUGUAUUUCAAUUUUCUAUUGUGAAAGAAACAAGACUUGCAAGAAACAGCAAUUGAAGCCAAGCUCUCUGCACGAUCUCUCUAGCAUCACUGUUACUUGAAAACAGCAGGUCACAUGUACCUUAAAUUCUUUUGUACUUCCUUAUAGAUAAUGGGAGCAAAGCUCUGGCAGUGAUCAGAUUAAAAUGUUAUCUGUGUUCCAAGUAACUUGGAUGUGCACUGUAAUGUAAUGCUUUAUCUGCCUGUUAAACUACCCAUUUAACUCCUGUUAUGUCUUUAAUUGAAAUUAGAAGUGUCUACUCAGGUAAACUGAUAACAGCAAAUGACCUUUGGAACAAGCAAAAGCAAUAAUACCUGUGUUGUAACAAAAUAAGGAAAGUGUUUUAAGAAUAUGGCUUACAGCUACAUCUCUGUGCUGCCUUUAUCUGCACACUCCCUUACUUAAAGCUAACAGAUCAGGGCUGGUCUUUUCUAUCUUAAUAUACCAUAACACUUACCAAAUUUAUACUGGGGGAGACUAAAUUUUGCUGCUUAACAGGACCUGCUCCUGUAGUCCUGUGCUCCAUGUUAUGGAUGCCAAUGGUCUGCAUGUUGUUUUGGUAAUUCUCAUUCUUUAGAGUCUGCAUCCUACACAUUUUCCAGCAGCUUGGACUCACUGGCCCCUUCAGUAGCUUUGCCAGACUUUCAGCUGCUUUCAUACCUGUCUUCCAAUACUCUUAUCCUAUUUCAUAGCAAUUCCAUUUUGGUAUUUGCAAGUGAUGACACAGACAUCCAUAUUCAAGCACUGGGUGUUCUGCUUGCACUGUGGGUGCGUGGGCCCCCGUUCUCCCUGUUCCCACUGGAGCUGCUGGCACCUAGGCCUCCAUAUUCACUGAGAAUAGAGUCCCUCACCCAUGAAGACAGUUUCAAAUGGAGCUUGAAAUGGCAAGUCCAAGGUGCUCUUUGCUUGUGUUAGAACAGUCCUGUUACCCCAUAGGCAGUAAUCCCCUCUUGCUCUCUCAGGUCAUCUGGGGAGAGCCUUUCCCAUGGAUAUGUGAUACUGCAUGUCCCCAAGCCAAUGGACCUGAGGGUCUACUGUAACAGCCACACGAGCAACUGGCUCCCUGCCAUCCUCUGAGGAGUUAAGGGAAUUUUAUACCAGCUUUAUUUAGGGCAGACUAGCCAGCUUUUCUUCUGCCAUGCAAAUUAAGCAAAAUAAAUUAUCUCCUAACUGUAUCCAGUAGAAUAGCAUCUUCUGGCUACUACUUUGUCCAUGCCAGGUGAAAGGUUUAUUUACCAUUUUAACAUUACCUUUUAUUCCCUUUGGAAUACAGGUCAGGUGUCUAGUUUUCAUACAAUAAGGUGCUGUCUCUUGGUGCUUAAGCAAACCCACUAACUUGUCUACAACAUGAUGGAUGAGGUUUAUGUUUAGAAAGCAAAUAAUACUGUAAAAUUAGAUAGGGAACCUUCCUGACGAGGUGAACACUACCUGUAAGGUAGAACGGAGACAGUUGUGUGUGACAAGAUUUUAAUCUCAUUUUCAACAGGGAUUUAAGUACUUGAAGUUAAAAUAUCCAUAUGCCUGCGUGGAUAGCUCUGGUCAGCAUUGCUGUAACUGUGUCCAGAAGCCAUGUGCAGGGAAUUGGUCUUGGGCUGAAAUUGAUUGUUUUUAGUUCCUUAGUUUCAAGCAUUUAAGAGGUACAGUUAACCUCUAAAUGUGACAGUGUUUAGUUUAGCAUGCUGCUGUCUAGGCUAUCAGACUUGCUGAGAGGGUCUUUUGAAUAUAAUUUUCUGUUAUAGAGAAGACAGCCUGAAAUGAAUCAAAUUAACAGUUGAUCAUUCUAAACUAACAAUAUGCAGGAAUAAUGAAUUAUGAAACCCUGUUCUAGCAAUCCAAUCUGCACUCAUGCUUGGCCAGGUAGAUACAGGAAUGUGUAUGUCUGUAUGCGUAAUAAUAUUACAAAUAUACUGUAAAGCUUCCAUGUUUUUUCCAUAUCCCCCCUUAGCUCAGCCUAAUGACACUUGACUUAAAAUAGUUUGUCAUAUUCUCUGAACUACAUGCAUCCAUCCUCUGCCAUUUGCUGUUCUUAAAAAUUGGCUUAUUAGCAGCAUAAUCCUUGGAAAAAGUUAUCUGUAGUUAUAGACAAAGUUGUUGGGUUUUUAAAAAUUUCCUGGAAGCAAUUGCAAGCCACCUAUACCUACUCCACAACUUGCUUUUAGCUCUUUCUUUCACAGCUUGAUGUAGUACUUUAGCAUAAUAUUCACUGACCAUUGUGCAGAGAUUACAAUACUGGUAAUAAAACAACUUGGUCUUGGAGAAAUGUGAAAGGGAGACAAAUUAGCAAAGGGGAAGUAACAAGUAAAAUCAUCCUCCUCCACCAGGAAGAGGUUCAGGAAAAUCAAAGAUGCCUCAUUUCCCCCUAAUUUAAUAAAUGCUCUUCUUCUUACAGCCACCAUUGCAAGAUAGAAUUUUGUGUAAUUUAGCCCAGCACAAGGGUAACAUGAGAGCUGUAAUUCAGUGGGUUCUCAAAUGUUGCUGUUAAAUGUUAUCCCUUUCCCAUGCUCGUUCCUAGUCCUGAGUCAAUGCUCUGCAUAAACCACCUUAACCCCAGAGGUGGGCUUUAGUCCACAUCCCAGGGAGUGUAACAGCUGCUCUGACUGCUCCUCACCCUCCCAGGGGGGAGAGACAGGACAGGAAGAUGAGCAAAAGAGGACCUGUGCUUUUCACACAGUAGCUGUGUGUUUACAUGAAUGAUAGAAUCAUUAAGGUUGGAAAAGACCUGAGAGAUCAUCAAGUCCAACCUUUGACCUAACACCACCCUGCCCACUGAACUAUAUUGUGAAGUGCCACAUUCAACCAUUUUGUGAAUGCUUCCAGGGAUGGUGAUUCCACCACCUCCCUGGGUGCCCAUUCUAAUGCUUAACCACUCUUUCAGUGAAGAAAUUUCUCCUCACAUCCAAUGUCAACCUCCCCUGGCACAACCUGAGGUGCUUUCCUCUCAUCCUAUCACUGGUUGCCUAUCACUGGAACAGACUAAUCCCCACCUGGUUGCACUGUCCUUUCAGGCAGUUGUAAAGAGUAAUGAGGGUGAUAAGGUCUCCCCAGAGCUUCCUUUUCUCCAGGCUAAACCACUCCAGCUCCCUGAGCUGCUCCUUAUAGGACUUGUGCUCUAGACCCUUCCUCAGUUCCAUUGUCCUUCUCUGGACUCGCUCCAGCACCUCAAAGACCUUCUUGUAAUGUGGGACCCAAACCUGAGCACAAGACUUGAGCUGUGGCCUCACCAGUGCUGAGUACAGCAGGGCAAUCACUGCUUUGGUCCUGCUGGCCACACUGUUCCUGAUGCAAUAAGCAACAAGCCAGGAUGCCCCUGGUCUUCUUGGCCACCUGGGCUUGCUGCUGGCUCCUGUUCAGCUGGCUGUUGAGCAGCACCCCGAGGUACCUUUCUGCCAGGAAGUUUUCCAUCCACCUGCCUCCAGCCUGUAGCGCUACAGUAGUUGUGCCCCAAAGGCAAGACCCAGCACUUGGUCUUUUUGAGCCUCAUACCAUUGGCCACUGCCUAUGGAUCCCUGAUAUCCAGAUCCCUCUGCAGAGCCUUCCUACCCUACAGCAGAUCAAGACUCCCAUCCAGCUUGGUGUCCUUUGCAAACUGAUGGCGGGAGAAUUUGAUCCCCUUGUCCAGGUCAUCAAUAAAGAUAUUAAGCAGGACUGUUCCCAAUACUGAGCCCUGGGGACCACCACUGGAUGUAAUUCCAUCCACUACCACUCCUGACAGUUUUUUACCCUGCAAAAGAGUGCAUCUGUCCAAGCCACCUGUCCCAGCUUUUCCAGCAGAAUUCUGUGGGAGACAGUGUCAGAGGCUUUACUAAAUUCCAGGUAGAUAACACACCCAGCCUUUCCUUCAUCCACUGAGUGGGUCACCUUGUCACAGAAGGAAAGCAGGUUGGUCAAGCAGGACCUGCCUUUCCUAAACCUCUGCUGGCUGGGCCUGAUCCCUUGCACGUGCCAUGUGAUCACACUCAAGCUAAUCUGGUCCAUAACCUUCCUUGGGCACUGAAGCCAGGCUGACAGGCUGCUUGAAUCAUCCUCCUGACCUUUCUUGCCGAUGGGUGUCACACUGGCUAGCCAGCAACUACUUCCUAAUUAUUGCACAUGCUAAUCAGACAGGUUUGCCUUUGCUGGCAGAUGUACUGAGACAAAAGAUCUGGUUUUCCCUUCAAUGCCAAAAUGGUCAUAAGGCCUUCUGAAACACUCAUAAGGAGAAUGUCUGCAGUGACAGUAGGUCUGUCUCUGUAACACUACUGCUGUAUUUUGGGGGUGAGGGGGAGUUUAAAUUUAAAACUGUGGAAGAUGCAUAACUAAAUACAAUAAUGACUAAAGAUUAUGCAAAAGCUAGACACAAAAUAUUGAGGCACUGUCACAGCACUCAUUCUCAAACUGCUGUUGCAAUCCCUCAUUUGGCCUGCUGCUGCUGUAAGUGGCAAAUAAAACUCUCUUGAGGAUAAGAUGAAAUUUCAGCUGUCUUCUCAUAUGAAAUUGUGUUUAUCAUCCUCAUGUGAGAUUCAGAGGACUGCAAUGUACGUUCCUGUCUGAGCUUCUUUCCAUCUUAGCCCAUAAAGGGCUUUUGUAAAAUUGUAAGUUGAACAUAGUCUUUUCCCAGCUGGGAAAAAUACUUUAUUUAAGCCUUGCAAAUAAAAUUUAAAAAAAAAAAAAAAAAAAAAAAAAAAAAAAAAAAAAUCGCUUCUCCCAGAGUCAUACCAUCCUCCAUUGAUAGUGAAAACAGGAAAUGUUUUCUACCUAGAUGGGAGUUCUAUUUCCUAAAGGUCUUAUUGUACAAAAAAAUAUUUCAAGUAAAGGUUAAUUCAAUUUUUUCAGCUCCUUCAGGCUGGUACUUUAGUUCAACAGAGUGCCUGAGGCUAGUUCUGUAACUACCUACGUGAAUUCAUGAUAUUGAAUGCAUUUUUACUGAAAUCUGAUCCCAAAUAUGGGAGGGUAGGACUAGAACACUGCUAGUCAAGUGUACUCAAGUUAGAGCCACGGAUGUCCCAGGGUGGCAGGGACAGCCAGGUGGGCUGGCUGAGUGCUGAAACUGGAAGGGGAGAUUUUGUUUAAGAAACUGAGCAUGGAAAUUAGGAAGAGCGGCAAGAGAGAACCUCUAGAUUCUGUUUUUUUUUUUUCCCCUUGCUGUCUUGCAGGGAGCAGGAAUAUGAGAUUAAUGGCCAUUAUAUCCUCUGUUGUAGCACAGCAAGAUGUUACUGCUACAGACCAUCUCCUCUCCCUGUUUUGGACCAGGCUGCGAUCACUCACCAACACAUUUCUGACUGGGUUACAGAAACCCAGGCUGGGGUUUGGCAUCUUUUGGUUGGUUGGUUUUCAGUUUUAGGUGUUUAUUUCAUGCAUUCUUUGCAAGUAUGACUCAUGACUUCUCCACGACAGCUUCAGAGCAGGGGGCUGCUCCAGCACCCACAGCACACAGGUGAUGAACUCGGCUCCCUCCCUGACUUGCUGCCACCCCUGUCAUAGGGGGCAGAUCCAAGAUGCUGGUCUGUGCCACCUAUUUCCAGCUCAGGGAGCUUGGCAGAACCAGGAGGAAUUAGAGAAGCACUGAGCCAUUUCCCAUCUGCCUUGAGGCAGCUUGUGGAACAGGAAGGAUUUAUUUGCUUUGCCCGGAUUGGGCUUUUUGCAGUGAAGCGCCCGGCUGUGCCUACAGACUUUAGGUAACAUUGGUAGCUGUAAAAUACACGACAUUU